AUGGCUGCCAUACCGAGAACAUUGCGACCCCUCGCAAAAGCUACCACAUGCAUCGUGCCGCUUUCACCGGUGACCAGGUCACUUCCUCGAAGGAAUUUUCUACCUAAACGAACGUUCACUACCACCUCAAGGCAGCGCUAUGCUGAACCUUACAUGCCCGACGACAUCGACACCACCUCCCUAUCGCCGACGCCCAUCACUCACUUCUCGGAGACCGAGAGAAUGCUUGCAGAGUCUGUCUCUAGAUGGGCGACUGAAGAGCUCGCACCAAAGGUGAGAGACAUGGAUGAGAAAGAACAGAUGGACCCAGCCAUCGUCGAGCAGAUGUUCGAGCAAGGGCUCAUGGCGUUCGAGAUCCCUGAGGAGUAUGGUGGCGCUGGGAUGAACUUCACAUCAGCAAUUGUGGGAAUUGAAGAGAUUGCCAGGGUAGACCCUUCAGUUUCGGUUCUGUGCGAUGUACACAACACAUUGGUGGUGACUGCAAUCCUCAAAUAUGGCAGCGAAGCGUUCAAGAAGGAGUGGCUUCCGAAGCUGGCUACCAACACUGUCGGAUCGUUCUGCUUGUCUGAGCCCGCCUCAGGCUCCGAUGCCUUUGCAUUGAAGACCAAAGCAGAAAAGACAUCAAAUGGCUACAAGGCAUGUCUACCCAUCCGGUGCCGCUGGUCGUAG
Messenger RNA from Fonsecaea multimorphosa CBS 102226, 669 nucleotides. RefSeq lists its product as uncharacterized. The record is from RefSeq and is a predicted model, not a curated record. The transcript is spliced from 2 exons. Gene Ontology annotation, molecular function: acyl-CoA dehydrogenase activity; flavin adenine dinucleotide binding. Bases 1 to 669 code for a protein of 222 amino acids. Gene Ontology annotation, cellular component: mitochondrion. NCBI's taxonomy places the organism in Eukaryota, Fungi, Ascomycota, Eurotiomycetes, Chaetothyriales, Herpotrichiellaceae.